AUUGGUAAAAAAAUUCCACUUAAUUGCUAGUGCCAUACCUAUUGACAGACGAGUGCCAUACUCAACGUCAUAGUAUCGUGCAGUUCCGCGACGUUCCAAGCGCGCUGUCUAGGUGCCGUGCGUGCAACGACCGGCGAGAACGAAGCCUCUAGACACGACCCAGAGACCUUCUGCAGUCGCCAUGGCGUCCGCUGACUGCCUGGAUGCCUGGGACGAUUGCUUUAACUUCUUUAAAGGCAAGAGUCCGUACCACACGACAAGACAUACCAAGCUCUCACACUUCUCGCGGAAUCAGCGCGUCGGAUGGAAGCUCAUGGGCGCACUCGGCAUUUUUACGUGCAGUGUCUUCUUCCAGUGCUUGUGCUUGGCAUGGGAGGGCUAUUUCAGUGACGGCAGAGAGAAAACACCUCCACUAAUGCUAUUCGGCCCGAUGUCGGCAUUAUAUUCCGUCAUCGCGAUGUGGAUUGCGGCUGUGCAUCUGUACCAACCAACGUUUAACGGGCCUCGAAUUCUACUGCACUACCGACGACCAUCGGCGUGCUCUUGGGAGAUCCUGGACUGGGUCUUCUUCGAAGGUUCCACCACCUCCACCGUCGUGUCUUUCAUCUUCUUCUGGGUGGUGACACUACCAUACUCGGACAUUUCAUUGCCGGGUCUGCACGUAUUUGGCGCCGUGACGCAGCUCGUUAUCGUAGGAGUGGAUUUCUACUUCACAGCGCCAUUGUUCAAGGCCAACCACGUGUUCCUGGUGCUCAUGUGGCCGGUCUUCUGGAUCUUUAUCCAGUACUUGUGGGUCAUUAGCGGGCACCAACCCAGCAAUGAUCUCUUCAACUUCCACUCAACGGCGUCGCCCGUGGCCGCCCUCAUGCUGUUCUUGGGCACCGCCGUUGUCUUCUACAUCUUGCUCUGGUACUCGCGCCAUCUACAGCGCGUCUCUGACAAGACUACCGAGACUGCAGUCGACACGGGAGGCAUGGAUUCGGACGAGAGCUCGAGCAUCCUGACGCCAACGGGGUGCGAGAACGCCAGCACAGCCCCGUUCGAGCUGGUCAUCGAGAACUCGACAAUCAACCGCUCGCUCUUCGACUCCAAAUCCUUCAGGGAUUCCUCCCCCGAUCUCCACAAGCCGCAGCCCAGAUAAAGCGUUGAUGUAUCCAUUAGUAAGUAAAGAGCCGUACAUUCCUUAUUGGCGCCUUCGCGACCGUGACUUCCAGCCGUAUUUUAUUACUCAACGACAACGAACUUGUAGAACUUUCGAUGAAAAUAUCGCUUGCCGUUGGAUGGCAUUCAGACGAA
Molecule: messenger RNA, 1296 nt
Organism: Phytophthora nicotianae INRA-310
Lineage: Eukaryota; Oomycota; Peronosporomycetes; Peronosporales; Peronosporaceae
Exons: 4
Coding region: 182-1141 (319 amino acids)
Source: RefSeq, a predicted model, not a curated record